Messenger RNA from Microthlaspi erraticum, 1272 nucleotides. NCBI's taxonomy places the organism in Eukaryota, Viridiplantae, Streptophyta, Magnoliopsida, Brassicales, Brassicaceae. The record is from the annotation of a GenBank genome assembly.
AUGUACGGUAGAGUAAUCAUGCAUUCUCCAACUCUCGACGCCGAGUCUCGAGACAUUUUUCGGCGUGAUUACGAGGUCUCUGAGGAGAUCGAGCUUGCCCUUCCGGCCGAGGGCGAAGAUCCGGAGCAUGUUCGCCCCGGUUUCUGCUGCGCCUACGUCUCGUACUUCGAGAGUGGCGGGAUGAUUUUCCCAAUUCCGCGCUUUCUGUUGGAGGUACUUGCCCAUCUGAAGAUGGCGUUCCCUCAGAUGCAUCCGAGCCUCGUCCGCCACACUAUCGGAUGCGCCGUCCGAGCCCGUGAGGAGGACAUAUCGUUCGGCGUACGAGAUCUUCGGAAGCUCUUCUCGGUGAAGAGUAACCCGAGGCUCCCCGGCUCGUUCUAUUCUCGCCGAGGCCAAAUCGGCGGAUUUUCACGAACACCCCGCAAAGAGAUGCCGGGUGUCGUUGAUCCAGUACCAAGCAGCCCGUCGAUCGAUUACCUCGUUGAGCGACUGAGAAGGGAGAAGGUGAACUGGAAUACAUUUUCCCGGAUCGGAUCCGGACGAGUUCUCAGCUCUCCUCCUGCUCCUCCUCCAGCUGACCUUCCGGUUAGGUCGGUUCAGGAUUCUAGCUCUGCUUCUUCCGUUCCUCCUCUCUCACGCAGAUCAAAGAUGACCCGUCGUCAACCUCUCAGAUCCCGGACCGCAAAGAGUGCCAAGGGCGCCUCCUCAGGUGGAAGUCGAGUUCGUGCCGGUGAGUUCGUAACGGCCGUGGAGGAGGCCAUGGCUUCGAAGCCCGCGGUGGGGUCUCCUGCCCUUGCCGACCAGGUGGUUGACCAGGUCGACGCGACCGCCGAAGGAGAGGCGCCGAAGCGAGCUCGGAGUGACGAUGGAGAGACUCGUUCUCGCGAGGGCGGCCCGACUGCCUCGAACGGGAGCGGGGGAAAGCCGCCGUUUUACUGGCUGUACGAGAACUCCAAAGGCUUCCCCGUUCAGGACGACGAGGAGGGAACAGCUCGCAUUCACCUCCACUUCAAGCCCGUCGGAUGCCGGCUCCCGUCCCUGAACCAGAUGUCUGAGAAGGAGCUCUACAUCGCGACGUGCGCUGCGAGUGGGAGGGCUGUGGCAGCUCGUAACAUGUUGGUGUCCCGCCUGGAGUCGAGGAUCAGAGACGCGCCUCAGCAGAAAGAGCUCGAUCAGGUGAAGGAGCUCGUUGCCAAGUUGACCUCCGAUCUCUCUGUGGCGAACGAGCGGGUAGCUCGUCAGGGUGAGCUCUUGAAGAAACACACCUCGUAG